AGGCUGCACUUCAAUUUUUCAUCAGAGUAUUGGUUGUUGUACGGCAGAUAAGUUUUCAUUCUUCCGCAUAUGAGUGUUUGUUAACCAAUGUCUGCAACUAUCAUUAUAAUUAUGUCCAGAUUGUUAUGUAUUUUGCCCAUAUAAUAGAAAUCCUCAAUAAAUUAUUACUUAGUAAAUUAGAUUUGUAAUGGAAUCUAGAUUAACUAAAUAAAGGUGAUCCCGGUUUAUUGCAAGAUUCAGCUUUUCGAAAUUAAGCCCAAACAAAUUGCUGCGGUUCUAGUUGUGUGGCCAUUUAAGAUUAUUAUGGGCUAACGUUGUUUUAAGGGUAAAUUGAAAUAAAUAUCCCGCACCUAUACCCGAUAAUCACUUUUGUCUUCAAUCUAUCACCCUGGCAAAAUAUAUCCCGCACCUUUUACAAAACUCGCCAUUUACGUCCUCCCGUCACGCGUCAUUGUCACAUGGCAGUUGAACCACGCGCUCUCGUGUACGAAAUCCACACGGCAUUGUUUGAUUAGGUGGAGGAAGUUUAUCCAAAAUCGAUUGCAUUCAUCUGGAGAGUUUAUCUUGCUCGCCAAUCUUCCAAAAAAAGGUCUGACUUCGAGACUUUUGUUGUCGGAGGAACAAACAUAGCUUCAUUCCCGUGCUUUUUUUUUUUUUGUUCUUGAUGAUAUGAGUAACGACGAGGAUAAGGGCAAAGGCAAGAUUGAGGGAAAAAGAAUCGACUUUGGGGCACAUCCUUUAUAUGAACUCGAAAGCACACAUUUGACAGUGUGCUUACAUUUCGAUGGAGUCUUGUACCACACUCCAAUAGAAAAGUAAGUUGGGGAUCCAUCAAGAAUUUUGAUUUCGUGCUAGCUGGAACACUUACUAAGGACUUGACGGAGUUGUUUGGGAGAAAUACUGGGAUUAACGUUUCGGAGUAUAGUAAGUAUUAUACUCUAAUUGGUAACAAUUUAAAGCUAUUAGAGAGUGAUGAGGAGUUCCAAGAUGCAGCUUAUGAAUCUUUAAUUAGUAGAAAAUUAGAUAUUUACGUAGAUCUUGGUUGUAAUGGGAUUGGUUUUGAUGAUGAUGAAAAUAGUGAGGAUAGUGACUUUACAAUGGGUAGUGAAAGUAACGGUAGUGAUGAUGAUAUAUUUGAGGAGUUUGUGGAUAUGGACUGUGAUGAUCUUGGGGAUGAAUCUGUUCCUGGAGUUGGGGAGACAGUGUUGAGAGAGAGCGAGCUUGGAAAUUUGGGAGGGAUGACUAUUGAGGGUGAAGGAGAUGAAUUCCCCAGUUUAGAUUAUGAUGGGAAGGAUAGUGACUUUAUAGUGGGCAGUGGAAGUAACGGUAGUGAUGAUGACAUAUUUGAGGAGUUUGUGAAUAUGGAUUGUGAUGAUAAGGGUGAAGGAUCUGUUCUUGGAGUUGGGGAGACAGUGUUGGGAGAGGGCGAGCUUGGAAACUUAGGAGGGAUGACUAUUGAGGGUGAAGGAGAUGAAUUCCCCAGUUUAGAUGAUGAUGGGAAGGAUAGUGACUUUACAGUGGGCAGUGGAAGUCAUGGUAGUGAUGAUGACUUAUUUGAUGAGUUUGUGGAUAUGGACUGUGAUGAUGAGGGUGAAGGAGAUGAAUUUCCAGGUUUAGAUUAUUACAAUAUAGGCCAAGAUAUGACUAAUGAAGUAGUUGUUGAAGAGGUAGCGGAUUGUGGGGUUAGUGUAGGAGGGAGCGGGCAGCAAAACACUUGUAAAUUUGACGUUGGGAAUGAAGGAUUAGGGGCUGAGAAUGAUGAAGAGGAUACACCAGAGGAGAAUCUGGUAGUUGGAAGUGAUGAGGAGUGGGAGGAGUUACUUGACUCAGAGGAUGAGGGGACUGUGCGUAGGCGGGGCGUGAGCACGACUUUUCCAAAGUUCAAUCCACUCGAUGUGUAAGCACCGAGGUUUGAUAUAGGGAUGAUAUUUGCAACGAGGGACGAGGUUAAAAGAGCAAUACAAUCUCAUGCAAUUGCAGAAAGAAGAAGUGUGGCUUUUACAAAGAUUGACAAGCGCCGGUUGUAUGCGAGGUGCAAAGAACCAAAUUGUGAGUGCAAAAUCAAUGCAAUGAAGGUGAAGGAUGACACUGCUUUCCAAGUAAGUCUAUUGCAUCCUAAGC
Messenger RNA from Andrographis paniculata, 2121 nucleotides. RefSeq lists its product as uncharacterized. The transcript is spliced from 3 exons. The record is from RefSeq and is a predicted model, not a curated record. NCBI's taxonomy places the organism in Eukaryota, Viridiplantae, Streptophyta, Magnoliopsida, Lamiales, Acanthaceae. Bases 1098 to 1901 code for a protein of 267 amino acids.